AUCACAUUGCAUUAUUCCAUGCGACACUUUCUUAUUCAAAAGUUGGCCACCCUGGCAAGAUUAGAAUAGAAUUAGAAACGUCAGUGUCAAACAAAACGUCACACCAAUCAAUUAUUAUUCUAUGUUGUAAAUAAAGAAUAUAUUUUUUAUAAAAUAUGUCAUGUCCUCUGGGCGAUUAAAAUUUCAUUCGAGCUCGACCUAAAAUUCGAAAGUGUCCGUAGGUGUACGUUCGAUUUCGUCGAUCUUUAUUCUUCCAUUUCAGUGAAAACAGUUACCUCAUAAAUAUGUCUCUCACAAUUCAACAAAUAAUUACCGACGCAAAACGCCUGGCCAGUCGAUUAAAAGACAGAGAUGUGGUGGCUGAUGUAUUGCUAAACGAAACCCACGCAAUUAAUAAAAAAAUAGUCGCCAUGAAACAGUUUCAGGAAGAAGUAGAGCAGCUGAAUGAAGUUGCGAAUCAAAGGCCACAUUCCCAAUUAAUAGCGAAUAUACAGAAAGAGAACAGGCAUUUAAGAGAGAUCCAGCAGGAGAAUAGAGAACUUAGAGCCGCUCUGGAGGAUUACCACAUAACUCUUCAGCAUGUCAUGUCUAAAUAUAGGCAGCACACCAACGAGGAAAUCUACAAGUCUAAAAUUAAUUUCAAAACUCUGCAGGAGAAGAAAUAUAACGAAGUGAUCCGUCAGCAGGCUGAGAAAAUACAAGAAAUGGCAGCUGUGAUGGACAAAGCGGCUCUAAUUGAUGAAAACAGGGAAUCUAAAGACCAGGAGGUUGUGUCUAUGUUGAAAGUUGAAAAUCAGGGUUUAAGGGAAAUGUUAGAGAUAGCUCAAAGGUGUGGAAGCCUCAAAACAGAAGAUAAAAAUGUACAAACGGAUGUGGAACCUUCGACAUAAAUUCUAAGAUAUUUUAUUAAUUUGUAAAUUAAGUUUUUGUUUUCUUCAACUGUAUUUAUUAUUUAUAAAUUUACGUAGUUGUAUUAAACUUUUGUACUUUUCGAUUAGUUUCUCACAUAAUUUGUAACAUACUUGUUUACUCACCAUAAUUAUUAUUUAAACUUUUCGAAUAAAAUCGUUGAUUUUUUUAAUCUCUAGUCUUGAUACUUAAUAA
Phyllotreta striolata is the source of this 1104-nucleotide messenger RNA. The record is from the annotation of a GenBank genome assembly. NCBI's taxonomy places the organism in Eukaryota, Metazoa, Arthropoda, Insecta, Coleoptera, Chrysomelidae.